AUGGGCGUCACUGUUGAAUCCAUCUCGGCCGGAGACGGCAAGAACUUCCCCAAGGCUGGUGACAAGGUCUCCAUGCACUACGUCGGCACCCUCGCCUCCAACGGCAGCAAGUUCGACUCGUCCCGCGACCGUGGCUCCCCCUUCCAGACGGCCAUUGGCGUCGGCCAGGUCAUCCGCGGGUGGGACGAGGGUGUGCCCCAGCUCUCCCUCGGCCAGAAGGCUAAGCUCAACAUCACCUACGACUACGCCUACGGUGACCGCGGCUUCCCCCCCGUCAUCCCUGCUCGCGCUGACCUUGUCUUCGAGGUCGAGCUGCUCGCCAUCAACGGCAAGAGCGCUUAG
This is a messenger RNA of Jaminaea rosea, 342 nucleotides long. Its product is annotated as FK506 binding protein. Bases 1 to 342 code for a protein of 113 amino acids. Gene Ontology annotation, molecular function: peptidyl-prolyl cis-trans isomerase activity. The record is from RefSeq and is a predicted model, not a curated record. The transcript is spliced from 2 exons. NCBI's taxonomy places the organism in Eukaryota, Fungi, Basidiomycota, Exobasidiomycetes, Microstromatales.